Molecule: messenger RNA, 888 nt
Organism: Arvicola amphibius (Eurasian water vole)
Lineage: Eukaryota; Metazoa; Chordata; Mammalia; Rodentia; Cricetidae
Gene: Gcsam
Product: germinal center associated signaling and motility
Exons: 6
Coding region: 102-650 (182 amino acids)
Biological process (GO): regulation of B cell receptor signaling pathway; negative regulation of lymphocyte migration
Source: RefSeq, a predicted model, not a curated record
GCUCUGCCCCUGCUGUGAGUUGAAAGCUGCCCCAAAAAGUAAGGUGCAAGAUCUUUGAGAAGGAAGUGGGAACACACUCGGGGAAGGGGCUGAGAAGCCUGAUGGGGAACUGUCUACAGAGGAAAAUCGGGUGGCAGCUGGACACUCAGGAGACACAUUGGAAUCUGAGACUCCAAAAUGCCAAGGAGAGGACACGCAGCUAUUCCAGAUGCUGGAGUUGUUGCCACAUCGUUGAAGGGUGUUCCUGCCUUCCUUGGAAAAACCUAAGCAUAUUUAAAGCCAGACAAGAGUCCCCAAAGCAAAAUGAAGGGAUGACUUCAGCUCCUAUGCAGGACAAUGCUAGCCAGAUGUACACAGAGGAGUUAUGCUAUGUGCUUGUUGAUCACAAGGCCCUCGGAGGAAGACCGCCAGGCAACUCUGCUGAGGGGUUCUAUGAGAACGUCUCCAGCCAGACUGCAAGACACAGAGAGUCUUCAAGAGGAGCAGAGACUGAGUAUUCCGUUCUCCGUUUCCCUUCCACCCUUCAGUCGCCACCUUCCACAGAGGAUGAAUAUGAACUUCUUGUGCCCAGCACACUCCCCUCUCAUGCCCCUCAACAGCCACGGCCAUUUACAGCUGCCUUUGAAACUCACUUUUCUCAUCUAAAAUGAUGUGACUAGAUUAGAGUUUGUUUAGCACUGACAGAUCAAAGGAGGAGUGAGAGACGCUGUUUGAUGACAGAUAAAUGUAGGGUUUGGGGACACUAGUUGAAGAAGUCAUGGGGCAUGACGAUCCUUAGCUUAUUUCUUCUGGAGGAGGUUGGCAGGGCAGACUGCAAACCACAAAGCCUUAUAGAGACUGACAGUGGCCAACAUUCAAAAAUUAGUCAGUUGUCUUGAACAUCACUCU